CGAGUAUAAUGCUAUGAUGCUGUACAUCAGCAAAAGACAUUAAUUGAAACUCUGACAGACGACGGCAUAAUAAGCCCACCAUUUUGGAAGGUAUAAAACUAAUGUUCGUACGAAGGACCAGACACUGGAUCUACGGUGUAUUACGAUGGACAAAAUACGGCUGGUCUUUUCAACAAGGGUACUAAUAUUAAUCUUCUUCGUAAUUAGCACACAGCAGGGAACAUCUUCCAGAUUCGUGACCACGCCCAAGCCGGGCGUGCCCACGACCAAAGCAGAUGAGGAAACUAAACCGGAGGAAGAAUCUGCGAAUUUGGUUCUGAUUGUAGUUCUUUCGUGUUUAGGGGUGAUCAUAAUAAUUUUAUGUCUGGCUAUCGCGCGUCUCAAGCUGAAGGACAGGAAUCAGUCUUUCCCUGAUACCAGCAAUGAAGAGACGACUCCCAUCAACCAAGGUCAACCAAUCAACAUCGGGAGCUGUAAAUAUUACAAACAAAAGAACGUGAUUCAAAAAGGAGGAAAGAAGAAGAAAUCGCGGUCGGCAGACAACUUCUCCUGCUUAAGAUUGAUGACGGUUGCAGGUAACGGUGAUUUGGUGAUGCUAGACGGUGAAGGAAUUCGAGUCAUGUCAAAAGAAUAUACCGAGAAAUCCGCAACGGAAAAGUGGCAAGAAGUAUUGAGUAAAUAUGUUGCCAUGGCAGCAUCGAAAAGACAAGCUGGGGAAGUACUCGUGGCAAGAAAGAGCGGCAAGAUUUCAUGGCGUGACAACAGCAGUGGGAAUGAGGUUGAGAUCCAAGGUUGCAGCAGUCAAAGCGGAGAGAUAAGCGAUAUGGAUGUGGAUGAUAUGGGAACCACUUAUGUUGCCGACAUAGUUAAGAAUGUGAUUUAUUCUUAUAGCGUGGAUGGGUCGUUUAAGUCAGCGUUUGCAGUUAAAGACUCACCGAAGUGUAUCAGUGCUUGCGAGGGUGGCAUUUUAUAUGUUUUAUCCGGGUCUAGGAUUAAGAGGGGCGAAGGGUAUGACAUCGAAGGGGGCACCAUUAAGAGGUACACCAACGGCACACGGGGUGACUAUGACAUAAAAUGUCCCACAGAUAUGAAUAUUGUGACGGCUGGUUUGUACUCGAGCAAAACGUCCGUGUAUGUUUUAACCAAAAGUGCGGGGCCUGAUAAAGCUGAAGCAAGCGCCAUACUUCAGUUUUCAGCGUUGGAUGGACUCCUCCAACGCCGUAUCAUCGAUGAAUGGCCAGGAAUCCUAGGCAUAGUUUUCAUCAGGGAUGAUGAUGAACUGGCCUUCUUUGAUUCCAAAGAAGUACAAGUUUAUGAAAAGCAGAAAUAGAAGAAGUGGGGGAGAUAAAUGAGUCUGCAGAAUGAAGAAUUAAUACUAGUGAAGUGAUCUGCUCUAGGGCAGACCUGCACCUUGAACACCCAGCAGGGUGGAUACGUGCGCAUUACAAGUCUGAUUAUUAUUAUUAUUAUUGUUAUUAU
Asterias rubens (European starfish) is the source of this 1479-nucleotide messenger RNA. RefSeq lists its product as uncharacterized. NCBI's taxonomy places the organism in Eukaryota, Metazoa, Echinodermata, Asteroidea, Forcipulatida, Asteriidae. The transcript is spliced from 5 exons. The coding region runs from base 146 to 1330 and encodes 394 amino acids. The record is from RefSeq and is a predicted model, not a curated record.